AAUUUAUUAUGAAUAUUUUGUAAAUUUUCUCUGCAAACGAAGCCGAACAAGUAAAGCAAAACAAACACAAUGGGUAUUUUGGAUAAAAUUGCCGAAAUCGAGCGAGAAAUCGCCCGUACCCAAAAGAACAAAGCUACCGAAUACCAUUUGGGUUUGUUAAAGGCCAAAUUAGCCAAAUAUCGUUCGCAAUUGUUGGAACCCGCAAAGAAGGGUGAAAAAGGUGAAGGUUUUGAUGUGUUAAAGAGUGGCGAUGCCAGAGUUGCUCUUAUUGGUUUCCCUUCGGUGGGUAAAUCCACUUUGUUGUCGACAUUGACCAAAACGGAAUCUGAAGCUGCCAAUUAUGAGUUCACAACGUUAACAUGUAUCCCCGGUGUUAUUGAAUAUAAGGGUGCCAAUAUCCAGCUGUUGGAUUUGCCGGGUAUUAUUGAAGGUGCUGCUCAGGGUAAAGGUAGAGGUCGUCAAGUUAUUGCUGUGGCCCGCACAGCCGAUUUGGUUGUUAUGAUGUUGGAUGCCACCAAACCGAAUGUACAUCGUGAAUUGCUGGAACGAGAAUUGGAAUCUGUCGGUAUACGUUUGAAUAAACGAAAACCGAAUAUUUAUUUCAAAAUCAAGAAAGGUGGUGGCCUGAGUUUCAAUUCCACCUGUACCCUUACCAAAUGUAGUGAGAAAAUGGUUCAAAUGAUUCUGCACUCAUUUAAAAUUUUCAACGCCGAAGUACUGUUUCGUGAAGAUUGUACCACAGAUGAAUUUAUUGAUGUUGUUACGGCGAAUCGUGUCUAUCUACCAUGCCUAUAUGUCUAUAAUAAAAUUGAUCAAAUUUCUAUUGAGGAAGUGGAUCGUUUGGCACGUCAACCCCAUUCCAUUGUGGUUAGUUGUAAUAUGAAAUUAAAUCUGGAUUAUCUGCUGGAGGCAUUGUGGGAUGCCUUGCAACUGAUUCGUGUCUAUACAAAGAAACCGGGUGCACCACCAGAUUUUGAUGAUGGUUUGAUUUUGAGAAAGGGCGUCAGUGUCGAAUAUGUCUGCCAUGCCAUUCAUCGCACCUUGGCUGCCCAAUUCAAAUAUGCCUUAGUCUGGGGUACUUCCACAAAGUAUUCACCACAACGUGUUGGCAUUAGCCACAUAAUGGCCGAUGAGGAUGUUAUACAAAUUGUUAAAAAAUGAUAAAUACGUUUUACGUCUAUUUAUGCAAAUAUUUUGGCGCUUCUUUCUU
Musca vetustissima is the source of this 1210-nucleotide messenger RNA. RefSeq names its product developmentally-regulated GTP-binding protein 2. Gene Ontology annotation, molecular function: GTP binding; GTPase activity. Gene Ontology annotation, cellular component: cytoplasm. The transcript is spliced from 4 exons. Gene Ontology annotation, biological process: cytoplasmic translation. Lineage: Eukaryota; Metazoa; Arthropoda; Insecta; Diptera; Muscidae. The coding region runs from base 70 to 1161 and encodes 363 amino acids. The record is from RefSeq and is a predicted model, not a curated record.